Molecule: messenger RNA, 1779 nt
Organism: Aaosphaeria arxii CBS 175.79
Lineage: Eukaryota; Fungi; Ascomycota; Dothideomycetes; Pleosporales
Product: FAD binding domain-containing protein
Exons: 4
Coding region: 1-1779 (592 amino acids)
Molecular function (GO): oxidoreductase activity; FAD binding
Source: RefSeq, a predicted model, not a curated record
AUGCUAUCCCUAUACAUCCUACCGUUCCUACUUUCCUUCCUCUUUUCCACGCCAAUUGAGGCACAAGAUAAAGCUCCCCUCGCAACCUGGAAUGGCCGCCAAUACCGUUGCAAAUGCUAUAAAACUGACGCCUGCUGGCCGGCUACUGCUUCCUGGAAUGAAUUGAAUACCACAGUCAAUGGAAACCUGUUCAAAGUCGUACCACCUGGUGCGACAUGUUAUAAUACAUUCGAUGGGAAGAGCACAUACAACCAGCAGCAGUGCCAGGCUGCGAAUUCCGGUUGGAGCAGAGAGGAUUGGCAUGCAGAGCAACAAAUCACAAACAUGUGGACAUUCUGGACGAACCACACCUGCAACCCGACCACCAACCGCAACAACGCCCAGCAAUGCACACUAGGCCACCUCCCCGAGUUCGUCAUCAUGGCUAAAACCGCUGCACAUAUCAAAGCUGGCGUCGACUUCGCUCGCAGCAACAACCUCCGUCUCCUGAUACGAAACACGGGCCACGACUUCAUGGGUCGAUCUACGGGCUACGGGAGUCUUGCGAUCAACACGCACUCGUUCAAGGAUGUGAAAUUCGUCAGCACGUAUACUGGUCCUGGCGAUCAGGAAUGGAAGGGUGGUGCCGUGACGGUCGGGGCGGGAAUCCAAGGGAGGGAAUUGUAUAAGCUUGCUAACCAGCAGAGUCCCAAGGUUGUAGUCGUUGGUGGAGAAUGUCCUACUGUGGGAUUUGCAGGCGGAUAUAUCCAAGGCGGAGGUCAUGGUCCCAUGGCUAGUUUCUAUGGGAUGGCCGCCGACCACGUCCUCUCCUUCGACGUUGUCCUCGCCAACGGCACCCUAACCACCGCCUCCUCAACCACCAACCCCGACCUCUUCUGGGCCCUCAAAGGCGGCGGCCCCUCCACCUUCGCCGCCAUCGUCUCCCUAACCGUGAAAACCUUCCCCGAGGUUCCCUCCGCCGGCGUAACGCUCUCGAUCCGCUCGACAGGCGACCUAUUCUGGAAAGGUGUGACCGUCUUCCACAACCUCGCCAACCUCUACGUCGAGAACGGCAUGUUCGUCUACUACGAGCUCUCCUCCAACUCGCUCAACGUGCAGCCCUUCGUCGGCCCCAACAUGACGAAAACCCGCAUCGAGACGGUCCUCAAGCCGCUGUUCGACGGGCUCAAGGCCGCGGGCGUCCAAUACACCACCUCGACCAGGGAGUUCCCCACGUUUUUCGAUUUGUACACUGCGAUGUUCCAGGACGAGAGCGCGGGAUUCAGCGGCCUGGUGGGCGGCAGGUUGUUCACGAAGGAGGAUAUUAGGACGAGGGGCGAUGAUAUCGUUAAGGGGUAUAAGACUGCUGUUGGGGCUGGCGGGGCGGGAGGUGGGUUUACGGCUAUUAUUGGGCAUAUCGUUGGACCCGGCUACGCCCUCCCAAAAGUCGACAACGCGAUCCACCCGUCCUGGCGCAACGCCUCCUCCUUCAGCAUCACCAUGGUCUCCGUCGACGGCGCCGCGUCCCUGUCCGCCAAAGCCACGGCGCAGAACCGCCUCACGAACGUCGUCGACAAGGCGCUCCGCGACGCGUCGCCCAGUGGCGCUGCAUACGUCAACGAGGGCGACCUCGAGGAGCCGAACUGGCAGCAGGCGUACUGGGGAAGCAAUUACCCGCGCCUGCUGGAGUUGAAGAAGAAGUGGGAUCCCGAGGGCGUGUUUUAUGCGCGGACGACGCCCGGGACUGAGGAUUGGGAGAGCAUUGAGUGGGGGUCGAGGUUGUGUAAGAAGGUUUCGUAG